AUGACGGUUCAGGGCAGGUUGCCUACAGAGGGUCAGGAGUUGAGAAGUUUAAAAAAGUGUCAUACGGCCAAAGGAUGCCUCUGGGGCCAGAAUCUGGCCUGUGGCCUGUGCCUCUGGCAUACCUGUUGUCGGUUCAUUUCCUCAUGCUUCCCUCUCUUUCCUACCCUCCCUGCCCCUCGGCGUGCUGCCAGGUAUGCCUCGGCCCUGCAGGACGCCGUGGACACCCACAGGCUGUUCAGGAGCCGCUCCCUUCGGGAGUUUGAGGAGACCCUGUUCUGCCACACCAAGAGUUUCCCCAUCAGCUGGGACACCUACUGGGACCACAACGAUCCCCUCCGGGAUGUGGACGAGGCCGCGGUGCCUGUGUUGUGUAUUUCCAGUGCCGACGACCCUGUGUGCGGGCCCCCGGACCACUUUCUGCCCGCGGAACUCUUUCACAGCAACCCCUACUUUUUCCUCCUGCUCAGUCACCAGGGAGGCCACUGCGGCUUCCUGCGCCAGGAGCCCUUGCCAGCCUGGAGCCACGAGGUCACCUUGGAGUACUUCCGGGCCUUGACUGAGUUCUUCAGAACGGAAGAGAGGAUGAAAGGGCUGAGCAGGCACCGGGCUUCGUUCCUGGGGGGCCGGCGUCGCUGGGGGACCCUGCAGAAGAGAGAGGCCUCUCCCUCUUCCAAUCUGGAGGAGAUCUUUAGCUGGAAGCGAUCAUACACGAGGUGAGGGCCUGCCUGAGAACAG
This is a messenger RNA of Mustela erminea (ermine), 735 nucleotides long. RefSeq names its product abhydrolase domain containing 15 (gene ABHD15). Bases 1 to 717 code for a protein of 238 amino acids. The record is from RefSeq and is a predicted model, not a curated record. Gene Ontology annotation, molecular function: monoacylglycerol lipase activity; short-chain carboxylesterase activity. The transcript is spliced from 2 exons. Lineage: Eukaryota; Metazoa; Chordata; Mammalia; Carnivora; Mustelidae.